Molecule: messenger RNA, 3501 nt
Organism: Fragaria vesca subsp. vesca
Lineage: Eukaryota; Viridiplantae; Streptophyta; Magnoliopsida; Rosales; Rosaceae
Exons: 5
Coding region: 1-2970 (989 amino acids)
Source: RefSeq, a predicted model, not a curated record
AUGGCUCAUCUUUUCAGAGAGCUCUCACUGGGCCAUUCGAAGAGAGGGUCCCACUCCAACGGCGCCACCGCACUGACGAUACCUCCCAAGCCAACCGCCACCACGGCCGCCGAUCUCCCGUCCCCAUUGGGCCAGCUCUCGGCUCACCUCACCGAUUCGGAGCUCCGGCUCACCGCCUACGAGAUCUUCGUCGCCGCCUGCCGCACCUCCACCGGGAAAGCCCUCACGUUCGUCUCGUCCGACUCGCCGACUCAGCAGCACAGCGCCGCCGGCUCGCCCGGCUCGCCGGCGCUGCAGAGAUCGCUCACUUCCGCGGCGGCGAGUAAGAUGAAGAAGGCAUUGGGGCUUAAAUCGCCGGGAAGUUCCGGGUCGAAGAAGAGCCCCGGGUCCGGGUCCGGGUCGGGGCCCGGGAAGUCCAAGCGGGCUAUGACGGUGGGGGAGCUGAUGAGGAUCCAAAUGGGGAUUUCUGAGGCUAUGGACUCCAGAGUCAGGAGAGCUCUGCUUCGAAUUUCAGCUGGACAGGUAGGAAGGCGAAUUGAGUCGGUGGUAGUCCCACUGGAGCUGUUACAGCAGCUCAAGUCGUCUGAUUUUACUGACCCGCAAGAACACGAAGAAUGGCAGAAGAGAACCCUCAAAAUUCUUGAGGCUGGUCUGCUUUUGCAUCCCUAUGUGCCGCUGGACAAGUCCAAUAGCGCUGCACAGCGGCUACGACAGAUUAUACAUGGAGCAUUGGAUAGGCCAUUUGAGACGGGGAGAAAUAAUGAGUCCAUGCAGGUUCUUCGUAGUGCUGUUACGGCUCUUGCUUCGAGGUCAUCUGAUGGCGUUUAUGAUACGUCCCACUGGGCUGAUGGGUUACCAUUGAAUCUCCGCAUUUAUGAAAUGCUGCUCCAAGCUGUGUUUGAUACUCAGGAUGAGACAUCUGUAAUAGAGGAAGUGGACGAGCUAAUGGAGCAUAUUAAGAAGACCUGGUCAAUCCUUGGACUUAACCAGAUGUUCCACAACCUUUGCUUUACCUGGGUUUUGUUUAACCGUUUUGUUGCUACUGGUCAAGUUGAAUUGGACCUGUUGUAUGCUGCUGAUACGCAGCUAGCCGAGGUUGCUAAAGAUGCAAAGGCAACAAAGGAUCCCCAGUACUGCAAGAUCUUGAGUUCGACUUUGACUUCAAUUAUGGGUUGGGCAGAGAAGAGACUCCUAGCCUAUCAUGACACUUUUGAUAGCAGUAAUAUUGAUACCAUGCAGGCCAUUGUUUCUCUGGGAGUAGUAGCAGCUAAGAUCCUAGUUGAAGACAUAUCAAAUGAGUACCGCAGGAGGAGAAAAAAUGAAGUUGACGUUGCUCGCAACAGGAUUGACACUUACAUUAGAUCAUCAUUGCGAACUGCUUUUGCUCAGAGAAUGGAGAUGGCAGAUUCUAGCCGGAGAGCAUCAAGAAACCAGCCUAAUCCCCUUCCUGUACUGGCCAUCCUUGCAAUGGAUGUUGGUGAGCUGGCAAUAAAAGAGAAGCAAUUAUUCAGUCCAAUACUAAAGAUAUGGCACCCUUUUGCUGCCGGUGUGGCCGUGGCAACUCUUCAUGCUUGCUAUGCGAAUGAAAUUAAACAGUUCAUCUCGGGUAUAGCAGAGUUGACACCAGAUGCUGUACAAGUUUUGAGAGCUGCAGAUAAGCUGGAGAAAGAUCUUGUGCUCAUAGCAGUUGAGGAUUCUGUGGACAGUGAUGAUGGUGGCAAGGCUAUUAUUCGUGAGAUGCCUCCUUAUGAGGCUGAAGCUGCAAUUGCAAAUCUGGUUAAAGUGUGGAUCAAGACAAGAGUGGACAGACUUAAAGAAUGGAUUGAUAGGAACCUGCAACAAGAGGAAUGGAAUCCCCCAGCAAAUGAAGAUGGAUAUGCUCCAUCUGCUGUUGAAGUUUUGCGAACUUUUGAUGAGACUCUGGUUGCAUUCUUUCAGCUACCAAUACCAAUGCAUCCUGCGUUGCUUCCUGAUUUGAUGGCUGGCCUUGAUAGAUGUCUUCAAUAUUAUGUAACCAAGGCAAAAUCUGGAUGUGGAUCACGUAAUACAUUUGUUCCGACUAUGCCUGCAUUAACCAGAUGCACUAUGGAAUCAAAGUUCCAAGGCUUUGGCAAAAAGAAAGAAAAAUCGCCAACUUCUCAGAAGAGGAAUUCUCAGGUUGCAACAGUCAAUGGGGAUAACUCUUUUGGGAUACCACAGUUGCUUUGUCGCAUAAACACAUUGCAAAGAAUCCGCAGUGAGUUAGAAGUUUUGGAGAAACGGAUUGUUACUCAUCUGAGAAAUUCUGAAUCUGCUCAUGUAGAAGACUUUUCGAAUGGACCGGGGAAGAAGUUUGAGCUCUCACCUGGGGCUUGUGUGGAGGUAAUCACACAACUUUGUGAGGCAGUAGCUUAUAAAAUGGUCUUCCAUGACCUCAGUCAUGUUCUGUGGGAUGGUUUGUAUGUUGGAGAACCAUCAUCUUCUAGAAUAGAGCCUUUCCUUGACGAGCUGGAAAAGAACCUACUUAUCAUAUCAAACACAGUACAUGAAAGAGUACGUACACGCAUUAUUACUGACAUAAUGAGAGCUUCCUUUGAUGGGUUCUUGCUGGUUUUGCUUGCCGGAGGCCCGUCUCGUGUAUUCUCCCGGAAGGAUUCUCAAAUAAUAGAAGACGACUUCAAGUCGCUUAAAGAUCUGUUCUGGGCAAAUGGGGAUGGCUUGCCUUCUGAAUUGAUAGAUAAGUAUACAACUACAGUGAGAGGUGUACUUCCCCUUUUCAGAACUGAUACUGAGAGCCUCAUUGAACGGUUUAGACGUGUGACCUUGGAGUCAUAUGGCUCUUCUGCCAGGUCCAGACUCCCUUUACCCCCUACUUCUGGGCAGUGGAAUCCGACUGAACCAAACACGCUCCUCCGUGUGUUGUGCUAUAGAAAUGAUGAAGCAGCUUCUAAGUUUCUUAAGAAGACCUACAAUUUGCCCAAGAAACUGUAAAUCUUGUAGCAUGAUGCAUCAUGGAAAGAGGCUACUGAGGGAUGGCUUUCCGGCAUAGUUCUCUUGGACAGUGCUUGUUUCUGGUGUAUUAGUGAAGAUCACCCUGGUGAGAUGCUCGUUGUUUCAAUUCAUUUGUGAGCAGGAGGGGAAGAACGUUUGCCAUAUGAAGUGGUCAGUGAUCUUGUAUAGUAAAUUGUUAAGGAUUUGGUUAAUCCAGCGGUGACUAAAAGUUUGGAGCAGACGAAUCUAAAAAACCGCAGACUUCUACACACAUACUUUUGAGGAAUGAUGGGUAGUUUACUUUUCUCUUAUCGGCUAUAUGAUCUCAUUCGGGCUAUUCUUUUUAAUGUCCUAUUGCACAGCCAAUUUUUUUCCCCUCUCUUUUCCUUUAGUUUGUCAGGUGAGAGUAUUCAAUUCCAUUUUGUUUGUUUUGGUGUUGGUAUAUAGAAUCAUUAUGUUUGAUCUUACUACUAUAUCACAGUAUCACAGAAGGAAUAAAAGUUAUGUAAUGUAAGGCAAACGUGGACUGCA